AUGGUUUCCGCACCAUCAAGACCAUGUACCGCAACAGAGAAAUCGGAAGCAAUUAAAGUAAUCGUCCGCUGUCGUCCAUUAUCAGCUGAUGAAAUAUCUAGUGGAUAUCAAAGUAUUGUUGAUAUUCAAACAGAACGUGGUGUGAUCGAACUGCAUAAUCCUCAAGAACCAGAUGCACCUCCUAAAAUAUUUACAUUCGAUUCAGUUUAUGAUUCACGGUCAAGUCAAAUGGACCUUUACGAUGAGGCAUGUCGUGAUCUAGUUGAUUCUGUGCUUGAGGGAUUUAAUGGAACGAUUUUUGCAUAUGGUCAGACAGGAACAGGAAAAACAUUUACUAUGGAGGGUAAUCACAAUGAGCCACAUUUGCGUGCUGUAAUACCAAGCGCUUAUCAUCACAUUUUCAAGCACAUUGCUCAAUCGCAGAAUCAACAAUACCUCGUACGAGCUAGCUAUCUUGAAAUUUAUAAGGAAGAGAUUCGAGAUUUAUUAAGUAGAGAUCCGAAAACACGUUUGGAGUUGAAGGAGCGCUUGGGUACAGGUGUUUAUGUGAAAGAUUUGUCAUCGUUUGUAACGAAAUCUGUAGAAGAGAUUGAAGACAUCAUAUCGGUUGGUCGUGCGAAUCGCAGUAUUGGGUUUACAAAUAUGAAUGAGCGUAGCAGUCGUUCUCAUGCAAUUUUUAUGGUCACUGUUGAAUGUAGUGAACUUGGAUUGGAUGGUCAAAACCAUAUAAGGGUAGGUCGAUUGAACCUGGUAGAUUUGGCUGGUAGUGAACGUCAGUCAAAAACAGGAUCACAUGGUGAACGUUUCAAAGAAGCAACAAAAAUCAACCUUUCACUUUCUGCGUUGGGCAAUGUAAUAUCAGCUUUGGUGGGUGGAAAAGGUACACAUGUACCAUAUAGGGAUUCAAAAUUGACUCGUUUAUUGCAAGAUUCCCUUGGCGGUAAUUCACGAGCUGUAAUGGUAGCUAAUAUUGGACCAGCGUCAUAUAAUUAUGAGGAAACUUUGUCAACACUGAGAUAUGCAAGUCGCGCAAAGAAUGUUAAAAAUAAACCAAAGAUUAAUGAAGAUCCUAAAGAUGCGCUUCUUCGCAAAUUUCAAGAUGAGAUUGCACAACUUCGAGAAUUAUUAAAAAAGCGUGCAAUUAAAAAGAAGGAAAAAAUAUUUGUGAAUGGGAAAACUGAAAGUGAUGAUGAAGAUGGAGAUUACCUCACGGCACAACAAAGACGUUUGGAAGAUGAAAGGCAAGCUGUCAUUGCAAAUUCAAGUAUUAUUACAGAGGAAAAGCGAAAAAUGCUUGCUGAUCUGGAAGAAAGAGUGCAGCAGCUUGAAAAAGAACAAGAAGCGCAAAUUGCUAUAACUGCAAAAAUUAAGACAUUACAAAGUAAACUUUUGUCAGGUGAUGGUAAUUUGUUGGGUCAAACUCUUGAGCAGGAGAAAUUGCUGGAACAGCGAAAAAGGCAGCUGGCUGAGCAAAAGAGAAAAGAACGCGAAAUCUUACAACAGUUGGAAGCACAAGAGGACAAUACUGCUGAAAUCCAUGAAACAUUCACUAACUUAAGGCAGGAAGUUGAAAUGAAGACAAAAAAGCUGAAAAAAUUGUUUACUAGACUUCAACAGGUGCAUGCUGAAAUAAAUGAUGCUAUAGCAAGUCAUUCGCAGGAACGACAAGAGUUGGAAAACUCCGUCACUGAAAUCAAUAAAGAAUUAAAACUUAAGUUAUUGAUAGUAGAAAAUUUUGUUCCUCAAGAUAUUCGCGAUCGUUUACGUGAACGAGCUUAUUGGGAUGAUGACGAAGACACUUGGAAAUUGUUAAAACCAGGACAGAGUGGACCCAGAAGUACUGUUUCUGAAGAAUUAUUCCAUUCAGGUGGUGGUGAUUCUGGUCUUGGUAUUAGCAAUACAUCGACAAGUAUUGAUUCUAUUGUUCAAAAUCUUUCCAAUAACCGACCGGUAUCGGUACCAGGGAUGAGACGACCUAUGUGCAACUAUGAGCGAAUGUGUUUGGCAGGGUUGCGGCAACGAUUAAAUACUCAGUCAAGGCUUGGCCGACCAACUUUUACAAAUUAUCCAAGCAAAUCUGGUUUCAUGAUCAUAGAUGAGGUCUUGCGAUUUAGUGGUGAAAACGUACUAACAUUCACUUCUCUAGAAAAGUUGGAAAGCCGAACAAAGAUGUACAAUAUCUCAGAAAUAAAAACUAGCAAGCAAUGCACUACUGAUUUCUCACAGUACGACAAAGAAAAGGAGCAGAAUUUUGUUGUCGAUGUUUCCAGAAUUCCAGUGCUGAAGGACUUCAAUCGAUGCAGUCGAUUUCCAAUUUCAAAUUGUUCCAAUUCUAGGACCUCGUUAUUGUCUAGGUCCUCAUUAGCACAUUCAAAAAACGUACGUGCCCGCAGCGCGCUUGGAAGGGUGAUAGGUGGUUCAGACGACAUUUAUCCAAAAGUUCGAGACGUUACUGCAAAAAUAUCAUCAAGUAUCACUGAUUUAUUAACUUCUGCUAAUAUUCCAUCGUGUGCUUCAUCCUCUGCAAGUAUAUCUCCACAUAAAUCCUACCUGUCACCAAGCAUCAGAAUCAGCAACAGUUUUAAUUGCCAUCAUAGAAAAACAGAAGUUGAUUUUGAAAAAGCAUUUUCAUCAUCGGUCAACGAUGGCAUUGCUUCUACUGAUGGUUUAUAUUGUCAGCAGAUACCAAAGAAAGUGAUAGAAGACUACAAAACCAAUCAAAUGUACAAUCGUGCUGCAAAUAACUAUAAUCAGCAGUUACCGAUAUCACCAGAAAACACUAUUCAGAAUUUCUAUCAUCAAACUUAUGGCAUGUAUGAAAAUAGCCAAAAGCUCAUCGAAACUGUACAGAAAUCACAACACAAUGUCUCGUCAACUUCACAGCAUUUGUCUCGUUAUGAAGCGAAGUCAGAAAAAACGGCAGUACGACGGUUACCAUUUGCUAGAAAAUGUAAUUUAUUCUCGAAAUCGUUUUCUGCAUUUACAAAUGGUGCAAUGUCGCAAGGUUCGCGUGAGAAAUUAGCAAAUGGUCUACAAGAAACUCCUUUUAACAUAUCCAAACAACUAUUAGAACGCUGCACUCUUCGUAGACGACAAAAUACAUCGUCAUAUGCGUCUAAAAAUAGUGAAAUAUCAGAAAAUGAUGCUUGGAUUAGGCAUAAUAAAAAUGAUGAUGGUGGUGAUGGUAAAAAAAGAAGCAGCAGUGCAAUUUCUUCAACAACAAAUUUUUUGUCAUCUUAUGAGCGAAAUCAGCUAUCGGGAAGUGAUCAAGAAAUGCUCACUCUUUGUUAG
Molecule: messenger RNA, 3291 nt
Organism: Thelazia callipaeda (thelaziosis nematode)
Lineage: Eukaryota; Metazoa; Nematoda; Chromadorea; Rhabditida; Thelaziidae
Source: the annotation of a GenBank genome assembly